AUGACAAGUAAAGCCUUCAUGAUCGGCACUUCUCUCCUCAUCGGCGCUCUAACAACCGCCAUCGGGUUCUAUCUGUACUCUUACGCACAGGAGCCAAUAUCGCCACCGUUAGUGCUGGACAUUGACUUCGAAGGCGAUCUACCGCCGACUGGUACUAGUUUGCGAGUAGGGCCGGGGAGUGUACUUCCUCAGAUCAUCACGGCGCCUACACCCGAGCUAGAUCCAGAGGUGCCUCCAACGCCGGAAGCGACCCCGCCCCCGGCGCCCACCUCACCGUCUUCGCCUCCAGUACCAAAGAACAUCUGGCCUCCAGGCUCCAAGCUAGAAAGAAGGCUCGCCAGAACGUUUGGGGCAAAAUACGAAGAAGGGGAUGUCUUUGAUUGGAAGAGAUUCCAUACCGUAGUCUUUCUCAGCGAGAGUAAGCUCACCAACUCGGUCGCUCGGACUCCAGAGCCCGCCAACGCACAAGACGCAUACGACUAUCUCACGGGCAAAGAUUCUCCCUUCCUCAACAAAAGGGCAGACGGGAAAGUCGUUGACAUGCUGUUGGUGUUGCUAAACGAUAGGGAUAGGGAUAUGGGGGAUGAGUUUCCGCUGAUGGAGACGACCAAGUUCUAUCUCCGAUGGGGAAAGCUCCAUUAUUGA
Messenger RNA from Cryptococcus wingfieldii CBS 7118, 645 nucleotides. RefSeq lists its product as hypothetical. The record is from RefSeq and is a predicted model, not a curated record. Lineage: Eukaryota; Fungi; Basidiomycota; Tremellomycetes; Tremellales; Cryptococcaceae. The transcript is spliced from 4 exons. The coding region runs from base 1 to 645 and encodes 214 amino acids.